This is a messenger RNA of Sphaerulina musiva SO2202, 1325 nucleotides long. RefSeq lists its product as uncharacterized. The transcript is spliced from 2 exons. Lineage: Eukaryota; Fungi; Ascomycota; Dothideomycetes; Mycosphaerellales; Mycosphaerellaceae. The record is from RefSeq and is a predicted model, not a curated record. The coding region runs from base 206 to 1060 and encodes 284 amino acids.
CCACUACCUAGACGAGCACGUCACAUGCCACCACGCCGCUUCAAGUUCCAUUGCCUUCUCCGCCACCCAUCCUCCCCUCGGCUUCCAUCCUUCUACGCUCCUUUUGCUGCUUCUCGUAUACCCCAUCUCCUACGUGAUCGCCUUCACACACUACUGCCCUGAUCAACUGACUGCUAUAGCGACGCUACCACGCAGUUGACUGAAUAUGGCCGCCGCAGAGUACUUUGGAACCCAGUCCCAUCCUCCGGGUCCGCAGCCGGGCCCGUCAUCUUACAACGGCAACUCGAACGCCCACAAUCCUCCAUAUCCACUGUCAGAUGCGCCGCCUCCAUACAGCGCGUUCGGUGACCCAAGGCGUCAUUCUCAACCGCCACCACUCGAUCGCCCGGUAGCCCUACCUGACAGCGCCAUUUAUCGCCCUGCGCCGGCGCCAGUAAAUAAUGGAUACCCUCCCGAAAAGAGCUCGAGACCACAGAAUCAGAUGGGUGAUUACAACCGACACCAGCCCCAACAACAGCAAUACGGAGGCUAUCAGCAGCCGCAACAGCCCAAUUACCCUCAGCAGCAGCAGCAGCCUCAUCUAGGCAGCUAUUACCCACCCCAAGAUGGCUCCGCAUACUAUAGAGACGAUCAAAAGCCUCCCACAACGCCUUCGUACAACCCUUCACACUCGCCAUAUCGUGAAAGCAAACGCGACCGCAGUCGCAGCAGGAGUCGAAGUAGAGGAGACAGGUAUAGACAACACCAUCAUCACCACCACCACCAUAACGACAGACCACAGCUGCCGAAGAAGAAGUCAUCAGGAGCAUCCACAUUUCUCGGAGCAGGCGGUGGCGCGAUAAUCGGCGACGCGAUUUUCCCUGGUCUAGGCACCCUGGGAGGCGCCCUGUUAGGCGGUAUAGGAGGCCACGAGUAUGGCAAGAAGAAAAGAGCAUCGAGCAAUCCCACAAGCGGUGGCGGAAGAAGACAUCGGUCCUAUAGUAAUGAUGACUUUGAUUAUGGAUCUCAUGAAUAUCGGAGAGAUGAUGAUUAUCAUAAUAAUCGACGGGGAAGGAAGUAAAUGAUAGUGGAGACGGUAAGUCACGCUUUACGACAGACAAGAUACAGCAACAACAGCGACAACAUCAAAGCAACGCUGGUCGUUGAGGGGAGGCUUCGGGAUUAAUAUUACUAGCGAAUACCCAGAGGGAGGAAAUCUGCAAUUUUAGGGGGUUUCUUUCAAAGAGAGUUCUUUUAGUCUUUAAGUUCCGAUAGCAGCUACAAUCCUUGGAAGUGAAGUCCAGUAUCCGAGGGUCACACACGCGUCUCUAGGACUCUAUGUUAUG